UUAGAUAAUUCAAGACAAAACCUUCUUUCUUUAUUAGAAACAAUUUGUCGCUUUCAUGCUUCUUUUGCGUUUCCGAGAGGACAAAGAAAAACAACGUCGGUUCUGACGGUCCGCAGAAUUCGAGGCCCAAACCGACCGUCUUAACCGGGAAACCGGGUGCCUUCACGGCAUGAGGAAUAAAAUACCAAUAUUACCCCCUCAUCCCUUCGUCAUAAAGUGGACAAAACGGUAAAUUCAGGGAUUCCAUCGGCACCCAGAGUCCGAGAAAACCACCAGCCACUGCGUCUGGUUUAUCAACCACGUUACCAGCUUUUGCGGCCAUUCUAUCCUCUUCCCUCUGCUUUUGCCCUCUUCUCCUCUCUCUCUUUCUCUCUAUAUAUAUAACCAAGUUCCUUAGAUUCACUUCUCUUCAUCAGCAAAUUCACAACAAUUCUCUCCCUACUCUUGAAGGAAAAAGCUCACAAGCAGAGAUUCUAUCAGAAGAAGAAGAAUCAGAGAUGAGUUCGACAAGCAAAGCGUGGGUUGUGGCGGCGAGCAUCGGAGCCGUGGAAGUGUUGAAGGAUCAGUUAGGCGUUUGCCGGUGGAACUACGUUCUCCGAUCGGCUCAGCAGCAUCUCCGGAACAGGACGAGGUCCAUUUCUCAGACCAAGAGGCUCUCUACGUCCGCCGCAUCCGUCUCCAGCAAUACCAGAGACGACAAGGCCAAGCAGGCGGAGGAAUCGCUGAGGACGGUCAUGUACUUGAGCUGUUGGGGCCCGAAUUGAUGCACGCCUCGAUCGUCCUCCAGAUUACGAAAAGAUUAUGCUUCGUGAAGAAACUGUGGAGAAAUGGCCUAACGAAUAGAUCGAAAGCGUAGAAGCGUUAGAAGCAGAGAUUUUGAAUCAUGGAAUUUAAAUUCGUUGCCAAUGACUUUGGAAGCGAAGCGAGAUAGAGGGGCCAAGAACCAGAUACAGAUAGAACGACGUCGUUUAAUAAAUAAAAGUUUGUAAGUGGAAAGUGAAACGACGUCGGAUAAGAUGAUUGGGCUUUGGGAGAGGCCCAUAAUAUUGAUGGGCUGAUAAUCGAUCAUUAAAAUAUAUCAGUGGCCCCAUAUUGGUUGUAUUA
Molecule: messenger RNA, 1104 nt
Organism: Tarenaya hassleriana
Lineage: Eukaryota; Viridiplantae; Streptophyta; Magnoliopsida; Brassicales; Cleomaceae
Exons: 1
Coding region: 498-764 (88 amino acids)
Source: RefSeq, a predicted model, not a curated record